UCAUAAGGUAAGGUGGCACUGGGUCUGAAAGGAGGUCCAAAUGCCACAUUUAUAAUUAGACUGCCAAUUCAGCACAUUGUAUCCAUUGCUAUACAGGGAUAUACUGCUGUGUCUGGCCUCUCUCAAAAGCCUGUAUUCAGAAUUAGCCAAUUCAACUACUUCAACUUUGGAAUCAAAUUUAGAAUAGGCAAUGAGAGAAGGGAAAGAAAGAAAACAAUAACUCUCCCUCUCUCUCUCCUCAGCUGGCUAUUAAAAGCCAAAGAAUAUACGGAAAGCAAUCCAUACAAUGUGGUUGGAAUCCAUACAUCAAAUGCAAGUUUGGCAAGAGGCUAUUUAAAAAAGAAAGAAAAGAAAAAGUGCUGUGGAGAGGGGGGAGGAAACAAACCCUGCAAAGAAUCAGUCAGUCUGUGGUGUCAGGCAACAGCUUCUCCUACCCUAUGCAGGGACUAGCGAGCCUUUCUUUUAAAAACACCCAAUCUGAUCAGAGACGAUGACAGUUAACACCUGCCCUGAGCUCCGAACACAGAUUUCCGAAGCAACCUGGCAGGAAAAGUCCUAAGCCCCUCUUCUGGGCAGAAGAAAGAACUUUGCUUCCAGCAAUCCGCAGCAGCCGGCCGCGGGUGGCGGACUGCCCUUAACUCCCGGCAGUCACCAGAAGCAGAGAUAGUGAAGGCGCUGCCGCAGCUUAGGGGCAGCCUGACACCCUCCCGCGGAAAGGGCGGGAGUAGGAUGUGGGGGGAGGGGGAAAGGUCAUUUGCAGCCUCGGCCCCUACCCUCCAAUCAAUGACCUUCUAAUUCCUGGGGAAGGAAGGCUUUGAGCCUUAGGGUUAGCGGGUGAACCUCGCGCACCCGGCACAAGGAAAGGGGGUGGGGAAUGUUGCCGGUCGGAUUUCUUCCAACUAAAAUCCCGCUACUCUGGAAGCAACUGGUCAGUUUCAUGAAUCCAAAAGAAACUUACCAGUGAUUUCUGGGUGCCAGGGUUGGUUUUCUUGUGUAUUUGCCCGCUAGCUGCUGUUUUGCUGGCUCUUUCUCUGAUGACAGCUCUCACGGGACACUGCUAGAGCACAGAGUCAGCCUGUAACAGGCCAGAAGAAUGUCUUCCAAGCAGGCCACCUCUCCAUUUGCAGCUGAUGGAGAGGAAACAACCACCCAGGACUUAGCAUCACAGGAACAGGAAGAAGGCAGCAAUGAAGAGCUUGUGGCUCCCCAUCUGCCUCUGCAUACCAUAUUGCACAACAAACCUCAUUCCGAGGAGCUACCAACUCUAGUCACUACAAUUCAACAAGACGCUGACUGGAACAGUGUUAUCUCAACCCAGCAUAGAAUGGAGUCAGAAAGUAAUAAGUUAUGUUCCUUAUAUUCCUUCCGAAAUACUUCUACCUCACCACAUAAACCCGAAGAAGGAGGUCGUGACCGCAGUGAGCUAAUGACCAGUGUUAAUUUCGGAACUCCAGAACGCCGCAAAGGAAGCCUUGCCGAUGUGGUGGACACACUGAAACAGAAGAAACUAGAGGAGAUGACCAGAACUGAGCAGGAGGAUUCAUCUUGCAUGGAAAAGCUACUGUCUAAAGACUGGAAGGAGAAAAUGGAAAGAUUAAACACAAGUGAACUCCUUGGAGAAAUUAAAGGUACACCUGAAAGCCUAGCAGAAAAAGAGCGACAGCUUUCUACCAUGAUCACCCAGCUCAUCAGUUUACGGGAGCAGCUUCUGGCUGCCCAUGAUGAGCAGAAAAAGCUGGCAGCAUCACAAAUUGAAAAACAACGGCAGCAAAUGGACCUUGCUCGCCAACAACAAGAACAGAUUGCAAGACAACAGCAGCAACUUCUGCAACAGCAGCACAAAAUCAAUCUACUGCAGCAGCAAAUUCAGCAGGUUCAGGGUCACAUGCCUCCGCUCAUGAUCCCAAUUUUUCCACACGACCAGCGGACAUUGGCAGCGGCUGCUGCAGCCCAGCAGGGUUUCCUUUUCCCCCCAGGAAUAACUUACAAGCCAGGUGAUAACUAUCCUGUGCAGUUCAUUCCGUCAACAAUGGCAGCUGCUGCUGCUUCUGGACUCAGCCCUUUACAGCUCCAGCAACUCUAUGCAGCUCAGCUGGCCAGCAUGCAGGUUUCACCUGGAGCCAAGAUGCCCUCCACCCCUCAACCGCCAAACACAACAGGGGCACUCUCACCCACUGGGAUGAAGAAUGAAAAGAGAGGGACCAGUCCUAUAACUCAUGUUAAGGAUGAUGCCGUACAGCCACUGAAUCUCUCAGCCCGACCGAAGACGGCUGAACCUGUCAAAUCCCCGACGUCGCCAACGCAGAGCCUCUUCCCUAUUAGUAAAACCAGCCCGGUGAAUGUGGCCAAUAAAAGUGGAAUCCCCAGCCCUAUAGGUGCAACUCUGGGUAGAGGAUCUUCUCUAGACAUCCUUUCCAGUCUUAAUUCACCUGCCCUAUUUGGGGACCAGGACACAGUAAUGAAAGCCAUUCAGGAGGCUCGAAAGAUGAGAGAACAGAUCCAGAGGGAGCAGCAGCAACAACCACAUUGUAUUGAUGGAAAACUUUCCUCCAUGAAUAACAUGGGUCUCAACAACUGUAGGGCUGAAAAGGAAAGAACACGUUUUGAGAAUUUAGGCCCACAGCUAUCAGGGAAGCCCAGUGAAGAUGGAAAACUGGGCCCAGGAGUCAUUGAUCUUACAAGGCCAGAAGAUGCAGAGGGAAGUAAAGCAAUGAAUGGCUCUGCAGCUAAACUACAGCAGUAUUAUUGUUGGCCAACAGGAGGCGCCACUGUGGCUGAAGCGCGAGUCUACAGGGAUGCCCGCGGUCGAAGUAGCAGUGAGCCACAUAUCAAACGACCAAUGAAUGCUUUCAUGGUUUGGGCAAAGGAUGAACGCAGAAAAAUUCUUCAAGCUUUCCCUGACAUGCACAACUCCAAUAUUAGCAAAAUCCUUGGCUCUCGCUGGAAAUCCAUGUCUAACCAAGAGAAACAACCUUACUAUGAAGAGCAAGCACGGCUAAGUAAAAUCCACCUAGAGAAGUACCCUAAUUACAAAUAUAAACCUCGACCAAAACGCACCUGCAUUGUCGAUGGCAAGAAAUUACGUAUUGGAGAAUAUAAACAGCUGAUGAGGUCUCGAAGACAGGAGAUGAGGCAAUUUUUUACAGUAGGGCAACAGCCUCAGAUUCCAAUCACCACAGGAACAGGUGUGGUCUAUCCUGGUGCUAUUACUAUGGCAACUACUACGCCAUCUCCUCAGAUGACAUCUGAUUGCUCCAGCACCUCUGCUAGCCCUGAGCCCAGUAUCCCUGUCAUUCAGAGCACUUAUGGCAUGAAGUCGGACAGCGGGAGCCUUGCUGGAAAUGAAAUGAUAAAUGGGGAGGAUGAAAUGGAAAUGUACGAGGACUUCGAAGAUGACCCCAAAUCAGACUAUAGCAGUGAAAAUGAAGCCCAUGAGGCUGUCACUGCCAACUGAGGAUGUUUGCUGAAUUAAAGUACUCUGACUUUUUUUGUUUUGUUUUGUUUUUUUGAACAAAAAGUUCUUAAAUGAGCCUGCAUGCAUGUGUGGCUCCUACAGUUACAUCUGCAGAAUGGUCUUAAAUGUUUCUUAAUGUGUGACACAGAUUGUUCCCUAAUUUUUCAUGAACUUUUGUUUGUUUUUUUAAAUUUAGGUGAAGACAUUAAGCAUCAGGCAUUGGGACUUGAACACUUAAAUGAAUCAAUAGCUGUCUUACAAGUCUUACCUUUUUUGUCUAUUUUUCCUCCUCCUGGAUGCUGAUGAUAAGGUUUAAGUUACUGUUUUAAAUGGGGGUUUUACAUUCUCACUCAGGUAUGCUGUGCCAGCCUACAGGUUGUGAAUGUGUUUUUAUUCUGAAUUAUUUUAGAAAACAAAAACAAAACAAAAAAAUUACUGCAGAUUUCCUAUCAUGAAAUAGAACAAGUCCUCAAGUGUGUGCAUCUGUGUGUCUUAGCUCAUCUUUUUUAAACAAAGUCUCUAAAUUCCAUUUCUCUCUCUCCACAUGUAUAGUUGAUCUUCUAAUGUGCCAAACUUUCAUAACUUUUGAAUCUUAACAUUUAAAAAAAAAGUCUUAAGAAAGACACUGUAAAGUCUUAGACAAUCCUUUGGCAUCUUAAAAAGCUCUAUAUAUCUUUUUAAAAAACCCCUAACUUUUCCAGAAAAUAGUAAAGUACUCAGGAAUCUGGAGACAGGAUGUUCUUAAAGUAGUGAACAUGAUUGCCACAAUGCACUUGCCCAGUUGUUUCUGCCUCUUGAUGUACCAUCAAUAUAAAAUAUUAAGUAAGCACAAAAGAGCGAUCACCAGCUAUCGACAGGCCUGUCUUAGGAAUGUAAGGCCACCUUCAAAUCCAUUCUCUCUCUCUUUGCUUUUAACCCUUACAUUCAGUCUUAAUUACAUUUUAUCUUAAACAAUAUAUUCAUUCCAGAAUGUCAGGGGUCCACAUUAAAAAAGAAAGAAUCAAAAGUACUGUUGUGGUGGCAUUAUAUUUUCAGUUUAUUGACCUCUAUAUAAAGAGCUCUUUCCCUUAAAGCCUUUGGGUGUCUUCAUAGGAGGCAACUUAGUAUUGAAAAGGAAAUUUAUACCGAUAUGGGAUAAAUUAUGUUCAUCCACACUGAAAAUAAUUGGCAAAACAGCAAAACAAAAGAAUGUAAGCUUGUUUCCUAUUUACACAGUAUAAUUGUGCUAUGUGUCUGUUUUUAUUAUAGGCCACAAUUCAAAGAAUCAUCCAGUUAGUUCCAUAUUUCCAAGAGUGUUUAGACUUGAAUUUUUUCAACUUCCCAUAUGCUGCACAGCAACAACUGUGAAACUGAGGACAGUUUGUAAUACAAUAUGGGAGACUCUGGUUCAAUUAAAGUAAAGAACCAAAAUUUUCUGAGCUAACUUAUGCUAGCUCUUCAACUCUUCUUAAGUAAUUCUUAAGUUUUCCAGUGAUAUUCUCUUAAUAGAGAAUGUAGACCAUUUGAAAUUCCAUUGAAUGUUCCAUCAUAGGUUUUUAUGAAAAUGUAAAAUUUUGCCACUGUUUUAGGAUUCUUCACAAUGCCUUUCACAUAGUCAACUUGAAAGACACUUUGGCUGUUACAUGAUGUAUCUCUGAAAUUUGUAUAGGCAAAAGCACACAAUUUUAAUAUCUCAGAUAACUUUUAUUAAAUAUUAGUCACAGAAAACUAAAGAGAGUCAUGGGUUAAUCCCUUUAUUUUGUCAUUAACUGACAUGAUUUUAGUCUACUUCUUUUUAGAUUUCAGUCACGCAAAUAAGUGCUUAAUGUUACACAUAGAAAAAUACUUGAAGGAUUUCAGUGCUUUGCAUCACUUGCCCUAUAAGAAAAAGUGGACACAUAGCUAUAUUCCAAGCAUAACAUGAAUCCAGAUCAGCACUGAAAUCUUUAGAUCAAUAGUGCUGCAAAAAUUUAAAACCUUAUUUAUUUCAUUGCUAAUUACUUUAAAUAUAAAGCUGAUUUCUAAAAAGAGCUGGCAGGUAAUUAACAUUCCCAGGUUAAUAAUGUAGGUCUUAAUAUAAAAAUCCAUUGGUCCAAAACAACAGUUGGUAAAUGUCAAGAUUUGACCCAGAAAGUUGGAUUUGAUCAACCAUGCAGCAUGAAAGUCCAGGCCAGAGUCUGCUGUCUGAAUAUGAGGUACAACAAUGUCUAGUCACUUCACCUCAUCAGUAAAUUCUAUAUAAAAGCAUGGCAUUAGUUCAUAAGUAUGUAUGUUAGGAUUAGGGUUGCUGAUAUUAACAGGUUUUGAAUCAGACUAUUCCCAAAUAUUCAGAAUUGCGGGGUGGGCGGGCUUCUAGUGAAUGUUUUUUUCACUAGACCUUUCCUACCUAUAGUCACAACUGUUCAGAAAGGAAUAUGCAAAGAAGUGGCAGCUUUACUGGUGCAAAAUGUUUAUGUUCUUUAAAUAAAUUCCACUUCACACAAACCACUCUAGUGGUUUGGGAGCCACGUUGCAUUACUUCAGUGCAGUCGCUACUCCACACAUUGAACUAGUUGUGUGCAACUUUCUCCAGAAACUAUCAACAUGAAUCUUUUGCGGCAGCAAAGACAAAACCGGUACUGAUCCAGAUGGAGCAAGUGCCAUGCAAGACACAACUUCAAGCAGUCUCCGUGCUAUGUAAAGGAUUCCAUGGCACAUAAAGAACCCAUCCUUAAGGUUGGAAGAGCACUUCUACGUCUCACUAGCUUUGCUCUGGGAAAAAUGAGCAAGGGCUUUGCUAAAGCAUUUCUGCAUUUUGUAUGAUGGCCAAAGACAGGAAACCAACAAAUGACAACUCAGUGGAUAGGAUCGAGUUCCGACUGAAAAAUCAUGGACUGCCAUCCACUUCCUGGUAUGUGCACAGAACUUCCACUACUGACUAAGGCAGGUGGGGCUCUUUACACUUCCAUAGCUAGCAACAGGGACUUCUGAUGUGCAUACAAGAGAUGGUUUCUUACAGUCAUAUUUUCCCCCCCACACUUCCUUGAUUUCAGUGAUGUUUAUAUUGGAACCCUCCUUAGUAAAAUUAACACAAUAUCUGCACAUCAUGCUUUCAUAUGACCAUGCAGAAUUAGCAGGGAACACUAACAAUGUCCUUUUAGUUUUCAGCAAUUCCUGGAGAUAGACAAUUUUUCAAUGUUAAAAUAGACAAUUCAAUCCACGCAAGCAAAUAGGGACUGUUAGGUUUACAAGACAAAAUAUUAUUCUGACAUCAACACCCUAAUCAAACUUUUGGCAGCUGUUGUAUAACCUGGAACAAAAUGGUCUAUCUUUACUAUUUAUUUGAAUAGUAUUCUCACAUCUACAGCUAAAGUAAUAAAACUGGUCUAGCCAAUAUGUUAAAGGCAUUUGCCAUGUCAUUAGCUGGUGAGCGCUCUCUUUAUCUAGUGAAGGUACUGAAAGAAAAUCCUUUGUUAAGAUCUGCUCUAAUAUGUGUAGUUUGGCGUGGAGGUACCCAUUCUUUCCUAAAGAAUGACUAUUUAUUAAUUUCCUACAGGUUUCUCCUGUUAUAAAUCCCUCUCCACCCUACAACUCAUUUCUCUUCUCUCUUCAUGGUUUUUUUGUUGCAUAGGUAGAAUGCAGUAUUGCUAGCAUUGUAUUUUAUGUAAUUAUAUUUGCACAAAGGCAAACCUUUAGUUUAGUGAGUUAAUUUCUUUUUAUAAAGUUUAUGACCAUGCCAAAAUAAUAUUCUGCAGGCUGGCGGAGAACAAAGGACUGUUCUUUAGGACUGAAACUUGAUUUUGCUCGUAGUACAAAAACACACACUCACAGAUGUUGUUUCGUAAGUGUUAUAAGCACUGGAUAUAAAUGGUAUUUUUUAUCACUUCUAACUAAUGUGAAACUGUUGUACAAAAUUGACAUGAACAAAAGUCAUCUGUUUCGACUCGUGUGGGCCUGCCUCACAGUUGCCGGAUUUGAGUCAUUUUUAUGUCUUGUUAUUUCAUUUAUUUAUGCAAAAUUCGUAUAUGUAUGAAUACUUUGUUUUAGCUCCAGUCCUGCAUAUAUGCUGAUACUCUGUAACUUAAAGCUGCUUUCAUGACACUGAUUGGCUCUUCAAGAAUCACCAGAUAGCAGAAUACGACAUUAUUAGGCAGGUGGAGUGUCAAGCAUUGGAAUCUAAAAAGUGCAGAAGCAGCUUCUUGUAUUUAUUAGCCAAUGUUGGCUCUAAAGUGUCAGUAGAAAUCAAGGAAAGACAAUCGCAAGGAAACAAACACAAGAUUUCUAAUUGGAGCUCAAAACAAAGUUUUUGAUUAAUUCACCAUCUCAUUUUAGGUUGGGUUUUUUGUUUUUGUUUUUUUGAAUGUGUAAAUAUAACAUAGGAAAUAGAAUUUUAUUUUUUGUUCAUGGAUAAUUAGUGAAGUAUAAGUUAUGUAUUUACUUUUGUUCUGUAUCAGUGUAUGUUGGUCCAUAUUAAAUGCUGACAAAUCACUGUACCUCAUGUAGAUGCUGAAUUUACACCUGCAGUGUGGGAGCAGUAAUGUGGACCUGUAGCUAGGAUGGCCAGAUGCCUCACUUGUGCCCUCCUUCAAUCUGAAUCCCAUAUUUCAUCAACACAAAGCAUUUUAAAAUAUUGCACUCGCUUAUAGAAUAACAAUCCUCAUAUUCUUUAUUCUCUGAUAGUGGCAUUAUCGUUAUUGGGACUGAUAAACUAUGGGUCAGAGAUAUGAAACUUAACAGUCUGGUCUUAAGGACUGCAGCAGCAGCAGCAAAGAAGUACAUAGGACGUGGAGUGUCACUCAGAUGUUUCCCUUGUACAACAUUACAGACCAUGGCUCUAAGCCAAAGGUUGUCAUAUUUAAGGCCCAUUUAAAUCAGGGGAGAAACAGGUUGCAACUAAUUGAAGUCCUCUUAGUUACAACAGAAGUUAAGCACAACUAGCUUUCUCUGGAUUGGAAUUCAUGGUGUUAUGCCACUGUUGCAGGCUGAUACAAAGUUCCUAAUACUUAAGCAGAUGUAGGUUCAUUACAUUCAUUGGAAUUUGAGAAAAGUAAUAAAUAAGUGAAUUGCUCCUAUCAUCAAAGAUACCACCCCAUGUAGCUCCCCCCCCCGCCAUUAGGGUUACUGUAAAAAGCAACUGCUUUAAGAAUUGGGUUGUACAAGUGCCAAAUUUCUAAUCCAGCUUGUUAUCAGUUUGUUUCAUGAUCUGCAAUUUGCUUCCAAGCAAAACUAAGAAAAGAUUUUAGUUCUUGUUUGAAAGCAACCAAUGUGAAUGAUUUUUAAAAAGUGUCAAUGUGAAUCACAAGUAAAUAAACAAGGAUGCUCUGGAAAACUUACCUUAACCAGGCAAUGCCAGUUAUUAAAUAUCACAUUGGACUGGUUAGCUCUGUUUGCUAUGGAAGCAUGUUGGCCAGCCAGACAAGUUAAAAAAAAAUAAAAAAUGAAGGCAUAUAUAGUUGUUCUCUAGAUUAGAAAAUGGCAUCAGAAUGCCCAAGGAUAAAAAUGUUUUUUAAAGUAUUACAAGGUCAUACACAUAUGUAGUAAGAGUAUCUGGACUGAGAACAGUGGUCUGUGUGUUGCGCACUGAUAAGAGGGCAGAAGAAGGACUCUGAGCUUACAGAGAGGUUGAAGCACAGCUGCAGCCAAAGGCUUGUUCUGCAGGCCAGCAUGCACAGAGGGGGACAGGGAAACUAUUUUUCUUCUCUUCCCUCCAUGCAAAAGCCCUUUUCACUUCCAGAAAUAUGUCCCUGAGGGCUGCUGAUUUUUUUUUUUUUUUUGCAGGAAAAGGAGUGAACUCCCCCCCCCCGCACUUCCGCAUGCACUUGGCUGCAGAACAAACCUUCAUCACAGCUACAUUCCAGUCUCUCCGUCUUUCUUCUGUCGUCAUAUUGUUGCAGAGCAUGUGGGCUAGUAUUUUGGGGUAAUCUCCCCAACACAGGCAACAUUUAUAAGAGCUUCAAAUUUCAAGAGAAAACUUAUAAAAUAAUAAUUUGUUACCAGUUAGAAAUAAAUCGUUCAAUUUACUUGGUAUUUGACAAAGGCCGCCUUCAGAUGUAACGCAGAACUGCAGUUACAAUGGACAAAAUGCAAAAUAAAGUCUUAAUGAAAAUGAAAUGCAAUUUCACAGGGUUUAUAGCUACAGCAUUUGAUCAAAGGGCCAGUUUCUUAGGAUAUAAGGAGCAGCUUUAGACUAUCAGGCAUUUUAUCCAUCUAUGUAUUCCGACUAGCAGCAGUUCUUCAGGGGCUCAGACAGAGGUCUUUGCUUUCUCUGCUAGCUGACAUUUUUUAACCAGAGAUGCUAGGCUUUAAACCUGGGAACCCUUGUACAUGUAUUGCAUUGCUCUGUCACUGAGCUGCAACUCCUCCUCCUCCACAACUCCUAAAAGUGUGCUGGUACACCAAUAUAUAUUAAUUACACAAAUUAUGAAUUAAGCAAAUUAUUGUUUCAGUGUAAAUUGGUUUGGGAAGGCUAUGGGAUCACAACCUUAUCCCAAAUCAGUGUGCUCCUAGUCACCAAGAGGCAGUGCAGGGGUGUAAGAUAGAUUACAAUGGAAGUACAGCUUCAACAGCUUCAACAGAUAUGGCUAUGCUGUUCAUUAGUGUGUGUGUGUGUGUGUGUAUGUGCGCGCGCACGCACACAUAAUUUACAAUAAAUACAAAACCCUGUGACAAAAGUACAGCAGAAACUUGAAAGCAAUUAUUGUUUGAGUGUAAAUGCAAGCAUCCCCUAAUACAAAGUUAAAACAAGAUCUCCUACUGUACCUACUGUUGCUCUUUGUCUUUUUGAAGACUUGACAUUUCUUUCUACCUUAUCAAAAAUAAUUUGCAAGUAAGAAAUGCCACAAUGCUCCUGUCUAGCAAAGCACUUAAAGCUGGAAUCUUCAAAACCACACACUCUGGAAUAGUCUCAAUAGGAAGCCAAUGGUGCUACUCCACAGUAGGUGGUAUGAAGAUCACAGCUUAGGCACCACUUUAACUUUAAGCAACCGAGCCAUUCUACUGAAGUCCAAAAGAUUUAGGUAUAUGUUUAAACUUAAGCAGAAUUGUAUGUGUAUAUCUGGAUUGGCUUGUCAGUGCCAACAACUGUUCUCAAAAUGCAGCUGGUAGAAUGUAUAAUAUAGUACUUCAUAUUUUCAAUUUUAAAAAAAAAUAGUCUCAGACCCUAGAUGUUUGCAUGCGUGUUAAAAGACUGAAGUUGGCACUUAAGCAUGUCCUGUUUAAAGACUAACAUGUGACCUCAUUUGAUCUUUUGCAAAGGCACUUAUUCUUUUUCUCAGACUUACUUCUCUUUCCUCUUCUCCCACCCCACCUCCACCACUUCCAAUCAACCAUUGUUCUCUGCCAUUUUUCUUGGAUAAUAUGUUAGAUAUACUGAUCCCAUUCUAGAACACACAUAAAAAUUACAGUAGUAGAUUUAAAAAAGAAAAACCAGAUUUAUUUCAUUGGAUUCUUUAUUCCAUUUUUUAAAAGUCUAGGAUUCAUUUUUAAAAGCUGACAAAAAGUAGUAUUCUGAGGGAGUUCAAUCAUUGUAUGCAAAGAGGAGGGGGUGGGCUGGUGUGUGUGUGUGUGUGUGGAAGGAAAAUGUAUCCAAUUGGUAUUCAUGGCAAUAUGAAAGCUAUAAAGCAGCUUAGUGACAGUUUGCUUUAUAACUUUUGCUUUCUUCAAAAACCACAAGUGAGGUCCUUGGUGCUCUCAAAAAGUAUGGGGAAUGUGCAAAUAUUUAACUGUUUGUAUGCUGCACAUUGCAGACCUGCUAGUGUGCAUUCUCCGUUUGUCUUCCUUGUCAAUCGUGUUUUGCUUUUUCAAAAGCACAGGGGUUUUUUUUUCUCUCUCCCUUGUACCCAUCAUCAGCCUGUAGCAAAUUUUAGAAUGUUUUAGUAUUUCUGUUCCUUCAUUAUUGUAUUUGCCAUGUACAAAUGUUUUUUAUUACAUUAAGACGAUCUUAUAAGCUGUUACUACAUAACUUAUCUUACUGUAACUCUUUUCUUUCCUGACAUUGUAAUUUGUUUGUGAUGUAUAUUGUGAGAUUGUAUUCUAUGUUAAUUUAAUCAGCACAAUUCACUGACAUGCUGGACUGACAUGCUAGCUGCUGUUUCAAAGUGUAAAGUUUUUUGUGUAGAGCUGUUGGGGGACAACUGAGACUCCCCUUGUCAAGGUACUAUGCUUUGGUUCCUAUAGCAACAGUGUGGGCGUGGCUCUUAAAAGCCUAGGGCUGCUGUUUCUACACCUACAAGCAAAUUUUAACUGGCAGGUUUUCUUUGUAGAAAUUCUAUAUACAGUCAGGUACCUACCUGGGCCCAGGGCUGGCAAUUAUUUGGGCAUGUAGAGGAAAAAAAAAACCCUAGUGUUUAUUGCUGCUUUGAAUAUGUUUUAAAAGUCUGAAAAUGUAAAUAGUUUAUCAAAAAAAAUCUUGUACAGUCCAGUGUAAAGUUUUUAAAUGAACUUAAAAGGUUGCCAUCACAUCUUUCUCACACUCUCCUCUUGAAGCAGUUUAAAAAAGAAAAGAAAAGAACGUUUGCUAAGGAUGUUGAUUUCUUUCUUUCUUUCUUUUUUACAAAAAGUAUCUGUGCUCUUAAUUUAAGAAAAAAGAUAAUCAUUCUUAGCUUUGCUUCAUAGCAUAAAGACUUCUUGGAUUUUGUUGUGCAGUAUUGACGUGAGGUAAAUUAAAUAUUAAAUAAUUUUCAGUGGUACUUUUAAGAGUCUUCUCCUCUCCUCUGCCUCAGAAAUUAAUGGAAAAGACAAAAGUAAAAGACACUGUCUUUAUAGCAUAUAUUCUGGUGUAUGUUGGCACCUUACCUACAUAUUUGAGGGGAGUUUUUUCUUCCCCCUCCCUUUUCCUUUUUUUUUUUUUUUUUUUUGCACAGGGUGCUUUCCUGAUAUGUUAAACAUGUCAUCAUUGGGUGAUACCAUAUAUGCCAUGAUAAGGGGUUCUGACCCCUCAGGGGAGUGUCUAUAAGACUGCCUAUUUAUGCUCAUUUACCUCAAAACUGUCCUCUCUACCCUUAAUCUAUUCACCAUCACUCCAUCUUUUGUACUGCUGUUGACACUUACAGAUUAAAGAUAAAUUUUGUUUUA
Messenger RNA from Hemicordylus capensis (graceful crag lizard), 12484 nucleotides. RefSeq names its product SRY-box transcription factor 6 (gene SOX6). The record is from RefSeq and is a predicted model, not a curated record. Bases 1094 to 3454 code for a protein of 786 amino acids. Gene Ontology annotation, biological process: cell fate commitment; positive regulation of chondrocyte differentiation; central nervous system development. Gene Ontology annotation, molecular function: DNA-binding transcription factor activity, RNA polymerase II-specific; RNA polymerase II cis-regulatory region sequence-specific DNA binding. The transcript has 17 exons. Gene Ontology annotation, cellular component: nucleus. NCBI's taxonomy places the organism in Eukaryota, Metazoa, Chordata, Lepidosauria, Squamata, Cordylidae.